AUGUCUUCGAAUUCUAGAUCUGUAUCAAAAUUUGUAACGAAUGACAUAGUUGCCCUCAUCACUAGUGGUGGAUCAGGCAUUGGCCUAAUGGCCACUCAAUCUCUCGUAGUCAAUGGUUCAAAGGUCUACAUCACGAAAGAGAAGCUCGAUCGUGUGUUGGAGCGUUACUCAAAGGAUAUUCCAGGUGAAAUCGUCGCGAUCCCCGCCGAUGUCACUUCAAAGGAGUCAAUCCAGAAGCUGAUCGACGAGAUCUCGUCCAAGGAGUCCAAGCUGGACAGCCUAAUUAACAACGCCGGUAUUAGCUCUGUGAAGCAGAAUACCGACCAGGAAGAUCCCAAAGAGCUCCAGCAAGAACUAUUCCAUAAUACAAGCAAAGUCAGUGAUUGGGAAGAUGUGAUGCGAACCAACAUGAUGCAACUGUUUUUCGUGGCUACCGCUUCCUACCCUUGCUCACAUCAUUUCCCCUACAAUGCGAGUAAGGCUGCUGCCAUUCACCUGACCAAGAUGCUUGCACACGAGAUCGCGGACUCGGGAGCGAAAAUUCGAGUGAACAAUAUUGCCCCUGGGGUAUUCCCGUCUGAAAUGACCGCUAACGAGAGUGAUGAUAAGCAAAAGAGCUCGCUUGACAAGGAGAAGUAUGAGGGUAAGGUUCCUGCCGGGUGCCCUGGUAAAGAUGAGGAUAUAGCUGGAGCUGUGCUUUUCACUGUUUCGAAUCAGGACCUGAAUGGGCAGAGUAUCGUUGUCGAUGGUGGCUGUGUGCUAGCGACUGGCUCAGUUUAA
Molecule: messenger RNA, 780 nt
Organism: Penicillium daleae
Lineage: Eukaryota; Fungi; Ascomycota; Eurotiomycetes; Eurotiales; Aspergillaceae
Product: SDR family NAD(P)-dependent oxidoreductase
Exons: 2
Coding region: 1-780 (259 amino acids)
Molecular function (GO): oxidoreductase activity
Source: RefSeq, a predicted model, not a curated record